AGACUAUAGGACUCUAUAGCCUGGAGGUGCGGCGGUAUCGUCCUGCCUCCUCUCUCCUCUCUCUCUCUCUCCUCGCUGCCGCUGAGCAGCUUUGCGCACACACGGAGCUCCUUCGCGCAUCUGGUCGUCAUCAGCAGCAGCAACAGCUCUUCCUGCUCAGAUGUGACUCAACCAGAGUGGGAAGAGAGCUGCUUCUUCUUCUUCUCCUCAGAGGACUUCUGUGAAAAGCGUCUUUGAGACUUCUCUCUCAAGUUGAUUUUUGUUCUUGUUUGCCGUUUACGCGCGCCGCUGGAUGGAUUAGUCUGUAGGAGGGUUUGAUCUGGAAGGCGAGGAGAGAAAACUUUUGCUGAAGUUUGUGUUUGAGCCUCCUGCGUGGCUGAUCUGGAUGCACAGAACAGAUCCGCGUUCCUGCUCGGAAGAACCGAGUCUCUCUCUCUGGCUGCUUUCUUUCUGGAGGUCGUGCGUAAUCUUGCAUGUGCCAGGAUCUUCUCGUGAUUCUUCCUCUUUCUCCUCUUCCCAACUUGCGUCAUGACUUCUAGCUAUGCACAUGUAAUGGACAGCAGGCAACAAGCGUCGAUAUCAAACCGCCUGGAGAGCCCGAUCACGUCGAACCUGGAGAACCUGCAAGCCAAAAAGAACUUCUCGGUGAGCCACCUGUUGGAUCUGGAGGAGGCCGGGGAGAUGGUGGGCAGCCAGGCGGACGAGAGCGUCGGGGAGGCGGGCAGGAGUCUGCUGGAGUCUCCGGGGCUGACCAGCGGGAGCGACACCACCCAGCAGGAGAAUGAACAGAUGAACACGGAGGAAAAGAAGAAGAGGAAGCAGCGCAGGAACCGGACCACCUUCAACAGCAGCCAGCUGCAGGCUCUGGAGAGAGUGUUCGAGAGGACGCACUACCCCGACGCCUUCGUCAGAGAGGACCUGGCCCGCCGGGUCAACCUCACCGAGGCCAGAGUCCAGGUUUGGUUUCAGAACAGGCGGGCUAAGUUCCGCAGGAACGAGCGCGCCAUGCUGGCCAGCAAAAACGCCUCGCUCCUCAAGUCCUACUCGGGAGACGUGACGGCGGUGGAGCAGCCGAUCGUACCGCGUCCCGCACCGCGCCCAAACGACUACCUGUCCUGGGGCAGCGCUGCCCCCUACAGCUGGUAUCCGAUGCCGGAGGGGGGGCCAGUGCGAGUGCCACAGAAAAUGCUGCCCUCAGAGAACAACGCCAUGGCCACCUACCCGCCCAACUGCUCCAACACCAACACGUCCCAGGGCAUGAACAUGGCCAACAGCAUCGCCAACCUGCGGCUCAAAGCCAAGGAGUACAGCUUGAACCAGGUGCCCACGGUCAACUGAGAGGAGGAGAGGCUGGGGGGCCGGCGCGGGAGGGGAGAGGGGGGGAACCUCUCCGCCGCCGGCCCCCCCGCAGACGGACACCGUCUCUGGGUUGAGCAUCAUCUUACACACCCUGGAUCAAGAAGCCUCCUCUCCUUUUUGGAGCGGCGAUGCUACACCUAUAUGCAAAUCGUUGGACACCGAGUGAUGGCAGGAUUUCCCCUAUAAACCGCCUUUUUUUAAAUUCUCCUGAGCAUCACUGAACUCUCGUUUGUACAAAAAAAAGACACCUAGACUGGAUGCUGUAGUCGCAUAUCUGCAUAGUUUUACAUUUGUGAUUGGGACUGAAACGGAGGGCGAGUUUUUUCAUUUUGUUUUCAAUCAGAGAAGUAUUUCUCGACGGAGACUCGUGUACGGACUACGUGGAAUUCCCUUUGGCUGUGGUGUUGGAUAAAAUUACACACCGAAUUUGGGAUCAACAACUUUUUUUUCCUUUUAAAAAUCAACAACAAACCGACAAGGACUUCCUCUGACAUUUAUGCAAUUUUAAUUUUUUUUGGUUUUCCACAUUUCUUUCCAUGUUAUACCACUGACGAGCAAACAUCUUCAGCGCAUUUUGAUUUUCAUGUAAUAGUCCAAUAUAAAGGAGAGGCUAAUGUAUUUCUGAAUCCAAAACCAUCUCUUAAUUUCCUAUGAUAUCCUUUAUUUGUAACAGAAUAAAUACUUGUAUAUUAAUAAAAAUGCAUUUCAAGCAA
Molecule: messenger RNA, 2072 nt
Organism: Sebastes umbrosus (honeycomb rockfish)
Lineage: Eukaryota; Metazoa; Chordata; Actinopteri; Perciformes; Sebastidae
Gene: prrx1b
Product: paired related homeobox 1b
Exons: 5
Coding region: 529-1338 (269 amino acids)
Biological process (GO): regulation of DNA-templated transcription
Molecular function (GO): DNA binding; DNA-binding transcription factor activity, RNA polymerase II-specific
Source: RefSeq, a predicted model, not a curated record